This is a messenger RNA of Anoplophora glabripennis (Asian longhorned beetle), 1316 nucleotides long. It is a transcript of the gene alphaSnap, whose product is annotated as alpha-soluble NSF attachment protein. The coding region runs from base 170 to 1045 and encodes 291 amino acids. Gene Ontology annotation, molecular function: soluble NSF attachment protein activity; syntaxin binding. The transcript is spliced from 3 exons. The record is from RefSeq and is a predicted model, not a curated record. Gene Ontology annotation, biological process: intracellular protein transport; SNARE complex disassembly. Gene Ontology annotation, cellular component: vacuolar membrane; SNARE complex. NCBI's taxonomy places the organism in Eukaryota, Metazoa, Arthropoda, Insecta, Coleoptera, Cerambycidae.
AUUUUCAAAUUGCGAAAGUUCUGUUUUGGUUACAUUUCAUUUCAUUAUAGUACUUUACUUUUAUAUUGGCAACAGUGGCAGUUAAACAUGAACGCCACCUGUUUUGACAUUUGUAAUCAAUUUGUCAAUAAUUUGUUAGUGAAAGGUUUUGUAAAUAAUUUUGUAAAAAAUGUCAACGAAUGAGCAGAAAGCCCAACAGCUUAUAGCUGAGGCAGAAAAGAAGGUUUCUUCGAGAGGAUUUUUCGGAUCUUUAUUUGGAGGUUCUAGUCGUAUUGAAGAUGCAGUGGAAUGUUAUCAAAGGGCAGCCAAUCUAUUUAAAAUGGCUAAGAACUGGCCAUCUGCAGGAAGUGCUUUCUGCGAAGCUGCAAAUCUACAUUUGAGGAGUGGAGCUAGGCAUGAUGCUGCUACAAAUUAUGUAGAUGCAGCGAAUUGUUACAAGAAAUCUGAUAUUAAUGAAGCGGUAAAUUGUUUACUAAAAGCCAUAGAAAUUUAUACAGACAUGGGUAGAUUUACUAUGGCUGCUAAGCACCAUCAAACCAUUGCUGAGAUGUAUGAAACGGAUGCUGUUGAUCUGGAACGAGCUGUUCAGCAUUAUGAACAGGCUGCCGAUUACUUUCGUGGUGAAGAAAGCAAUUCUUCUGCUAAUAAAUGUUUGUUAAAAGUUGCUCAAUAUGCAGCGCAGCUAGAGAAUUACGACAAAGCAAUACAAAUAUACCAAGAAGUGGCUUCCUCAGCUUUAGAAAGUUCACUGUUAAAAUAUAGCGCUAAGGAGUAUUUAUUUCGCGCCGCGCUGUGUCACUUAUGCGUUGAUGUUCUUAAUGCACAACAUGCCUUAGAGCGCUACAUCCAAAUGUAUCCCGCUUUCCAAGAUUCACGCGAGUAUAAACUUGUUAAAACACUUAUAGAACACAUUGAAGAGCAGAAUGUUGAUGGAUACACAGAUGCUGUGAAAGAUUACGAUUCAAUUUCUCGUUUAGAUCAAUGGUACACUACUAUAUUGUUACGUAUUAAGAAACAACUUAACGAAAGCCCAGAUCUGCGCUGAAAAAUGUGUUCCAUCUUAUAUCCGUUGUUUAAAUUUGUUAAUUGUUAAUCUAAAUGAACUUAUAGUUUAUUUAUUUUCAUUUUAUCUAUAGUUAAUAUUAUGUUAUUAAUUAGUGUUUUUAUUUGAUCUAUAGAUAGCACAAUUUUGUGUGGCGUAAAAUUUCAUACUGGAUUUUCUAAAUUUCAAACACGUUAUUCAUUGCAGUUAAAACAUUAUUUCUUUCAAUUUUUGUGGAUAUUGGUUAUAUUUUAUGAUAGCACAUUUAGUAAAA